AUGAUUUGGCAAGAAAAAUGCAACACAAUUGUUAUGUUAACUGAAAUUAUGGAAAAUGGAAAGUUGAAAUGCUGUGUCUACUGGCCAAAACUGAAUGAAAUAGAAAAUCAUGGAAAAUUUCAAAUCCAAUGUGUUCAAGAGAAACAUUCCAUGGUCUAUAUUUACCGAAUUUUGGCAAUCAAGAAGUAUUCUGUGAAAGAAAAAAGAUUUGUACAUCAUUUUCAAUGCACCAUAUGGCCGGAUCAUGGUAUCCUAGAGGAACCAGCAUCUUUCAUUGAAUUCCGAAAUAAAGUACGAUUUUCACCAUCUUCCAAACCACCUUUUGUAGUCCACUGCAGUGCUGGUGAUGGAAGAACUGGGACUUAUAUUGCAUUAGAUAUUCUUUUUUUGGAACAAUUAUGGAAGAAACCAACCAUUGAUAUUGUUUCAUGUGUCAAUCAACUCUUUGUCAGCAAAGGGCAUUCAUGGUACAAAACAAAAGUCAAGAUUUUUGUUACUUCCAUUCCUGAGGAGUUUAAGAAACUGCAAACAAGCAAAGCAAAUGGGGAAAAAUCAAUACUUAAAAAGCAAUAUGAGGAAUUCAUAUUUCCACUGAAUCAAUCUCAUCCAACAGAAUCAUAUCAAGAGCUAAUACAUACAAAUGUUGAGAUAAAUAAUGUUUUUGAAGCCAGUUGCAAAAAUUUCCAUGAACCUAUAUUUGUUGAUGGUUUCUUCAUGAAGAAUGAAUUCAUGUUAACCCUUCAACCAUCCAAAAAAAAUGCAGACAUGUUUUGGAAGCUUAUUUAUGAGAAGAGGUACUCAAUCAUCGUCAUGCUUGAUGAUACACCUAAAUUUGCCUCAGUAUAUUGGCCACAAAAGAUAAACUGUACCGAAGUGUAUGGGUCCAUAAAAGUGGAGUUGAAAAAUACAACUGAAAGUAAAACAUUUUUUCAAAGAUAUUUUCAGGUUUCUUCAACUAAACAGGUGAUUAUUUGA
Acanthosepion pharaonis is the source of this 975-nucleotide messenger RNA. The record is from the annotation of a GenBank genome assembly. NCBI's taxonomy places the organism in Eukaryota, Metazoa, Mollusca, Cephalopoda, Sepiida, Sepiidae.